AUGGGCAAGAUGUUGAAGAAGCCAGCCGCGUCCUCCGGCUCUACGAUGAAGACCACGGGCACGGCAGGCCUCGCAGUUUGCCGGGCCGCCUUGGAGGAAGUUCCCGUGGGCCAAGUGGUGACUAAAAAGGAGUUGGCGCUGAUGGCUUUCGGCCAUCCAGGUCAAGGGCAGCUGGCGCAGAUCGGCAAAGCUUCGGCUGCGCUGGCCGAGGGCAAGGUGAAGGGAUGGUGGCGCAUCGUCAAUAGCGGCACGCCAGCUUUACAGUCGGGGCGGGAAGCGGAGCAGAAGCGAAGGCUGGAGGAAGAAGGUGCCUCCUUGGACUUUCCGGUGAAGCAGGAACCAGACAGUCUUCUGCAUGCUUGCAGACGAGAUCCGACAGCGCUGCCGCCGUUCUUGUCCACCAUCUUCGAGUGCGUUGAGAUACCUCCGACAGGCAAGCACACGCACACGUUGGUGUACCUGCAUGGGCGCAAGUUCAUUGGAAGCUACUACCUCAAGCAAAAGCAUUUUUUCGCCGGCCCGUUUGCAUCGUGCCUUCGCGUGGUGCUGCCAACGGCUUCCCUCGUCGGUGGGCAGAUGCUUACAGAAUGGUUUUCAGAAUGGCCGCCCACACCCAGGAGCCUGGCUCCGGGGCGGCAGAAAGUAGCAGACAUACUCGCACGCGAAGUUGCAAAACUCGGUGACGCCGGCACAGUGUUCCUUGGUGGAUCCUCGCAGGGAUGCAUUCUGGGGCUGGACGCUUUCCUGCGCUCGCCACACGCGACCUCGGUGGCUUCUUCGGGCUGA
Symbiodinium sp. CCMP2592 is the source of this 786-nucleotide messenger RNA. NCBI's taxonomy places the organism in Eukaryota, Dinophyceae, Suessiales, Symbiodiniaceae. The record is from the annotation of a GenBank genome assembly.